This is a messenger RNA of Paraglomus brasilianum, 2423 nucleotides long. The record is from the annotation of a GenBank genome assembly. NCBI's taxonomy places the organism in Eukaryota, Fungi, Glomeromycota, Glomeromycetes, Paraglomerales, Paraglomeraceae.
AAGUGUUAGAUGACUCGUUUGUCACUCCACAGGAAAUAGCUUCAUUGCUGGACAUUGAAUGGGAAGGGCAAAUAGGGGAGUUGGUCGACCACCAUCUAUUUAGCUCAUUUAAACAAAUAAACGAAUUUCCAUCAAAGCGCUCGGUUGAGUAUGAUCGCGUACUCGACAGAUUCAACACGCUAAAGCAAAAACGAUCUUAUGCAUUAAACGGUCUAAGUAGGCGAGAUCAAUCUGUAAUCGACAGUAUAGUGGCUAUUGAUAAACAAGUGCUGCGAAAGCGCCAUAAACGAUGGCCCAUACCGCCGCCCGUUCCCAAGCCGAGUGAAGACGAAAAGACGGAAUUUUCUUUGUUAGGAAUAGAGGAUCCUGGAUUUGUCAAUCAGUGGCAUUUGCAUAACCCGAUUGAACACAAUGAUCUAAAUCUGACGGACGUAUGGAAAGAGGGAAUCACGGGGAAGGAUGUCAUAGUAGCUCUCGUUGACGAUGGUCUCGACAUGAACAGCGAAGACUUGGCGCCUAAUUAUUUUGCAGAAGGCUCAUGGGAUUUUAACGACAAUAACCCGGUUCCUUCACCAAAGUUGAGUGAUGAUGCACAUGGAACUCGAUGUGCUGGAGAAAUUGCCGCCGUGAAGAAUGACGUCUGUGGUGUUGGAGUUGCUUUCGAUGCAAAAGUAUCCGGUCUCCGCAUCCUAUCCAAAGAAAUUUCCGAUGUUGAUGAAGCUACCGCUCUCAAUUAUGAAUUCCAUAAAAAUCAUAUCUAUUCAUGUAGCUGGGGUCCUUCUGAUGACGGUAGAUCAGCGGAAGCGCCUGAAGGACUCAUUCUGAAAGCUUUUAUCAAUGGCGUUAAAAAUGGAAGAAAUGGCAAAGGAAGCAUAUUUGUAUUUGCUUCCGGAAAUGGGGCAGGAAGUCAGGAUAAUUGUAACUAUGAUGGAUACACGAAUAGUAUUUAUACAAUCACCGUUGGUUCUGUAGACAGAAUGGGAUUGCAUCCUUACUACUCGGAACAAUGUUCUGCUAUGCUUGUUACUACUUAUAGCAGUGGAAGCGGAAGUUUUAUUUACACAACGGAUGUAGGAAAACGUGAAUGCACAGGAAGACAUGGAGGCACAUCAGCGGCUGCUCCCAUAGCUGCUGGAGUCUUCGCUCUCGUUCUUUCCAUUCGCCCUGAUCUUACAUGGCGAGACAUGCAAUACCUAAGUCUCACUUCUGCCAUUCCCUUUAACAAGGAAGACACUGACUGGUCAAUAACGGCAGCUGGUCGUCCAUACAGUUAUAAAUUUGGCUACGGCAAACUGGAUGCGUAUACAAUAAUACAAAAAGCAAAGACGUUUCAAAACCUUGGCCCGCAAGUUAACCUUACAAUGCACACUAUUACGAUUAAUAAAAAAAUCCCGCAUAAUGAUGUCGGCAUAUCAAGCAGUAUAAAAGUCACGCAGGACGACUUGGAUACCGUUUCGCUAGGAAGGUUGGAACAUGUGACCGUCACUGUAAAUAUCGAACAUCAGAAGAGAGGAAACAUUCUAGUGGAUUUGACCAGUCCGAACAAAAUUGUUUCCAAUUUGGGACAAGCGAGAAAGUUUGAUACUCAUCAGAAAGGAUUGUCUAACUGGACUUUUAUGAGCGUAAAACACUGGGAUGAAAAUCCAAUUGGCGAAUGGACUCUCCAAGUUCGCGACACUAAGGAAGCCAAAUUUUGGGGCGUUUUUAUUGAUUGGCGCAUAAAAUUCCACGGCGAACAAAUAAAUGCCAAAGAUGUCGAGAUAGCUCCUCCAACACCAUUCCAAACCAAACCUUCCUACGCAGACGACCAACAACCAACUACAUCAAAUGACGAACAGACAUCAUCAACACAAGUAUCGGAGACAACAGCAGCAUCUUCAACUAUAACAUCUGAUUCAUCAGUCCCUAUCUACCCAACUUGGGUAGAUGGCACAACAAGCAAAACCGACGCUGUCUCAGAAACAGGUUCCGUAUCGCCGCCUUCGUCACCGCUAUCACCUACUCCCUCCAUUAUAUAUGCUAUUUUCGGAACUCUUGCAGCAGUCAUUAUUGCUAUUGCUAUAGGAGCUGUGGUCUACUUUAGGAAAGACAUAUUUCCAGGAUCUGCGCACAAUAAAUUCUUUUCCCGCGAUACAUAUGAAUUUUCCGUACUCGCGCCACCUAACCUAUCAAAUAACGACGAUGUGUCGGUACCCUUGCGAUCAGGGGACAAGUAUUUUAUGACGUCUCGAGAACUGUUUGAUGCAUUUGGUGACAGCGAUGUAGAAGAUGAUGGUGACGAAUUUGGUGAAAAGGAAAUUGGAAACGAACAUACUGAACAAUACCGUGACAAUAUUGAGGAGAGCAGCAGUGGAAGUCAUGAUAGGAACAAUAUAGAUGAAAAUGCGGACCUUGAGGACAGAGAUAGGCAAGAUGAGAACUAG